Molecule: messenger RNA, 1853 nt
Organism: Oncorhynchus nerka (sockeye salmon)
Lineage: Eukaryota; Metazoa; Chordata; Actinopteri; Salmoniformes; Salmonidae
Product: tetratricopeptide repeat protein 1-like
Exons: 8
Coding region: 570-1664 (364 amino acids)
Molecular function (GO): protein binding
Source: RefSeq, a predicted model, not a curated record
AUACCCAUUUUUGUGUAUAUUUACUUUGUUAAGUUUCAAGUAUUCAAAGAUAUAGAAAAUAUGUCACAUUAUGUAUCAUUUGGGUCUGUAACUGGUAGCUAGCAUUAGCUGACUAGCCAGAAAGAUAGCUUUGUCGCAGAAGUUAAAAAAUUGUUGGGAUAAAGUUAGCAGCUAGCUAGAUAAUUAAACCUAAUGGUAGCUAUUAUUAUGUUAUGUGUCAUGUCGCUAGCCUAGUAACAGUGUUAAAGAGCAAGCUGACGUUACUGGGCUAGCUAGCCGAGGGUGCAACUGAACAGUCAGAAGAUUAUGGAUAUACUGACAAAAUGCAUGUCUCUCUGCCUUAACAAUGGGAGCCGUCCAGCUCCCGCCUAUCGUUGGGCUCCGGAGUGGGGCAGCGGUCUAAGUAACUGCAUCUCAGUGCUAGAGGCGUCAUUACAGACCCUGGUUUGAACCUGGACUGUAUUACAACCGGACGUGAUUGGGAGUCCCAUAGGGCGGCACACAAUUGGCCCAGCGUCGUCCUGUUUGGGGUUUGGCCGGGGUGAAGUUUUGUACAGGGAGAAAAUUCAAUGGAAUCCUCAGCAGACAAGCAGUCUAAGGCACUCCUUGACAGAAUGACCAACUCUCAGACCAAUGUUAGAGUAUCUGAACAGCAUGAAUGUCCAGACGGCCAAAGCACUGCAGCCCACAGGGGUACUGAGCAGGGGGACGAUGCCUUCUUUGACUGUGAGGAGUCUCUGAAUGGAGCAGACGGCUCCAUGGGUGACAGACAGAGAAGGACUGACUGUUCAGAAGACCCUGCAUUAUUCCAGGAAACAGAGGGAUCACCAAUCACAGAGAAAAAACACGUCAGUGCAGAGUUAGGAGGAGAAGAAGCCGAGUUGUCAGGGGAGAGAACUACAUUAUUGGGAGGUGAAGAAGAGGAGGGAAAAGAAACUUGGGAUGAGUGCACCGAAGAAGACAAGAGUAUGGCUGUUGAAGGGGGAGAUUCUGAUACUGAACUGAAUGAAGAAGAGAACGCUCCUCCUGAAUUUGAUGAGGAGUAUCUGAGACAAGUGGAAAAAGACAUGACCGAGGAGGAAACAGAGAGCCGCAGAGCGGAGAGCAUGAGCCUGAAGGACAAGGGGAACAGUCAGUUCAAGAGUGGAGAGCACACUGAGGCAGAGGAGUCGUACACUGCAGCUUUAGGAUUAUGCCCUGUGUGUUCCAGCACGGAGAGAGCUGUCCUCUUCUCUAACCGUGCUGCUGCCCGCAUGCACCUGGAUAAGAAUGAGAGAGCCAUCGCUGACUGCACCAAGGCCAUAGAGUUGAACCCAAACUACAUGCGAGCGAUCCUGCGGAGGGCAGAGCUCUAUGAGAAAACAGACAAGCUGGAUGAGGCUUUGGAAGACUACAAGGCUGCUCUGGAGAAAGACCCUGACCUGCCUUCAGCCAGAGAGGCCUGCAUGCGGCUUCCACAACAGAUCCACGAGCGAAAUGAGAAGCUGAAGGACGAUAUGAUGGGCAAACUGAAGGACUUGGGCAAUAUGUUCCUGCGGCCAUUUGGUCUGUCCACAUCAAACUUCCAGGUAAACCAGGAUUCGGGCACUGGAUCCUACUCUGUCAACUUUGUUCAGAAUCCUAACAACAACAACAACAGAUCACAGCAUGAGGAGCCUGUCUGAGAGCCGUCGUCACACCUGGCUUGGCCACUCAUCCUCAGAGCUAAGAGUUGGACAGUCAGGACCCUCCACUAGUGUGUCAGAGUGGGAUCCAUUUGGAAAUUUAAAAGACAGUCUUUCAUGGUUAAAUAAGAUUGUGUGUGAGAGACGGUGGGCAAUCUGAAAGGGCCAUUAAAUGAUCAGUGACUGGUA